Messenger RNA from Danaus plexippus (monarch butterfly), 2586 nucleotides. Its product is annotated as ankyrin repeat domain-containing protein 29-like. The transcript is spliced from 11 exons. The record is from RefSeq and is a predicted model, not a curated record. Gene Ontology annotation, molecular function: protein binding. Bases 1 to 1149 code for a protein of 382 amino acids. NCBI's taxonomy places the organism in Eukaryota, Metazoa, Arthropoda, Insecta, Lepidoptera, Nymphalidae.
AUGUCAGAGGUACGUCCUCGUGUUCAACAAAACGACCUUCUCCUCCACGAGGCUGUCAUCAAAAAUGAACCAGAAGCUGUAAGGGAGGCUCUCAGGCGUCCAACUGAUGUCAAUUGCAGGAACAACUAUGGCCGCGCUCCUAUCCAUUGGGCGGCUAGCAGAGGCAACGUCGAAAUCAUAAAUUUACUGAUAGAAGCCAAAUGCGACAUAGAGGCGAUAGACAAGUUUGGGAUGCGACCGCUGUUAAUGGCGGCCUGGCACGGUCACUUACCGGCUGUGAAGACGUUUGUACAAGCAGGGGCGUGCAUAGCGGCCACGAACAAAAAACAGAACGAUAUCCUCCAAUGCGCUUGUGCGAGGGGCGCUAAGGACGUGGCCGCGUACGCGCUAUCCCUCGGCGCGCGCGUGGCGUCCUGCGACUCGGCCGGCGACUCGCCGCUGGCGCUGGCGUCGAGGGCUGGACACGGCGCGGUUGUUGAACUAUUACUAGACAGCGGCGCCAGUGUUGACGCUUUUAAUAAGGUAGGUCGUACAGCCCUGCAUGUGGCGUGCGAGGGCGGCCACUGCGGCGUCGCUGGUCUCCUGGUAGCGCGCGGCGCGGCCCGGGAGGCGAGAGACAACUCGGGGCGCACCCCCCUCCACCAGGCCGCCGUCCACAGGCACACCGAACUCGUAAGGACGCUCCUCGACACCGGCUGCAAUGUCGAUGCCACGGAUAAUAAUGGUGUAACGGCUUUACAAAUGGCGUGUGCUCAAGGAUGUCGAGGGAUCGUCGAACACUUACUGGAGUAUGGAGCCGAUGUACACUUACAGAAUAAUGUUGGUUCCUCAGCAUUACAUGCAGCAUGUGCCGCAGAUGCUACUGAUAUCGUGGAACUGCUCCUGGCACACGGAGCUGAUCCAGCUAUGACAGAUCAGUGGUCUCAAUCUCCUCUGAGCGUCGCCGGUAGCGCGGCUGAGUCAAUGCCGGAGGGUUUCCGUCGCGCCGCCCGGGGCUCGUUCUCCGCCAUCCUUGACCUCCUCACGGCUACUGCGAACCUGGUACAGGAACCAUCUGACGGAUCACCAUCACCUCGAGCGGAGGAUAAAUCUGGUGGCGUCUCACCUUCUCCUAAUGAAGGCGAGGGUGACGGGGACGGCGAGCGGUGAUGGUCGGCGACCACGCUGCUGGACAGACUGGCACAGCGCGGGUUUGCUGCAGACACACGACUUGCUUUACCGCCAACCGGAUGUGCACGAUAUAGGGAAUUGUGUUAUCGUGCUGCGCAGGCGCACCUCCCAGCGGAGUCGCCGCCUCGGCCCUGCGACUGUGUCAACUGCUCCGCUAGAAGAGACUCCAACUCAGACGCCUGACGUUCAGACGGAACACGCCCUGUACCCACGGCGUCUGUUUCUGUUCGUCGUAGGUCUCAUAAAGAUUCCACGAACUGAUCUUAUGAAUACAUUUUAUGGAGGCUUGACGAUUUAUUCACUAUUCUUUUUGAUGUUUUGGUAUUACGUAUGUGUAUUGCUUCAACGAUGGUAUAUAAAUGUAAGGUGAUGUCAGUACAAAUCUGUUUUUUCAACUUAAAAAUCGGAUUGGUACAUUGAAGUAUGCAACAUGAUCUUAUAUGAAGAUUUAGUAAUUGAACGCAUUUCCUUAGUAUUAAAUUAAAAAAAAAUAGUGAUAUAUUUGCGUAAGAACCGAUCGAAAAAUUAAAUUAAAAGAUAAAUUUAAUUUUUACCGCACUCCUUAUUGGUGUUUUUAUAACAAUUUAGUACGUACUUGAUGUCUAUGAAACCAAUCACAUAUCUUUUCUGAGAAAAUUGCUUUAUCCUGUCAAUUUAGGAGCACUCACUACGCAACAAUAUAAACAUAUAUAACCAAAGUCCUGUCCUGUCCUGUCUUGAAUAAACAUUUGUUUCUGUUCAAAUAGUGUUAAAAUGUUUUUUCAAAGCUUUCUAUCGCCAGCAUAUUGACUGUUGAGAUUUAUUGAUUGAAUGGCCUCAGACAUUCGGUCUACUUAUUAUAGUCCUAGCAUUAGGUACUCAAAGCAGAAAUUUGUCAUUUAAGGCGUUUAUUUUAAAUUUCGCUCCUUACAAUGUACUUCGUUUGUCUCUGCUAGUGCCUUAAAUGAACUCCUGGGUCCCUGUCGCAGUGUAGCUUGUAAGUUAAUGUUUUAUGACCCUUUAUAAAGUUCCCUAAGACUUAUCUACUCAUCAGCUCAUAUUUAGUGUAUAUGACCUUAAUGUACAACUCACGACCGCAUGUCAAAUUCGAUUUCUGUCCAUUUAUGUGUAUAAUUAGUGUUAUUAUAACUAAUAAAUAAAUAAUGGACAUAUCUUUACACAAUUUAUUGAAAAAUUACUACAUGAUAAUUUUUAUGUACUAAGACUAAUCUGAAAACAAUGUUUUGUAAAAAAUAUAAUAGUAAUUAAAGCUAUUUAUUAUAGAAAAUGUAAUAGCUGUGGUCCAGACGGUAACUUACAGUAACGGCUUGCUGAAAUGUCGUAGAUGUCUUAAUUUUAUAUCUAACAUCGAUUCUAGUGUCAUACUUUUCGCCAUUUUUAAAUAGUCUUUAAUCCGAUACUUUAACGUAUUUUAUA